GAAGCACCACAUGGAGAUCUAUUAUCGUGCAUGGAAAUGGCAAAGGUUGCUGAUCUGAUAGCUUUUGUAGUAUCGGCAAACUCCCUUAUUGAUGGAUGCGAAUCCAGUGGCUUAAUUGAUGCAUUUGGAAUGCAGUGCCUUUCUGUCUUCAGAGCCAUUGGUUUACCUCGUACUGCUGUCCUAAUUCGGGAUCUUCCUUCGGACAUGAAAAGGAAGCAAGAAUUGAAGAAGAUGAGCGUUUCUUGUCUUUCUUCUGAGUUGCCUGAGGAUUGUAAGUUUUACCCUGCAGAUACUAAGGAGGAUUUGCAUAAGUUCAUGUGGCUUUUCAAGGAGCAACACCUUUCAUCUCCUCAUUGGAGAAACCAGCGAUCCUACCUUAUGUCUCAAGAGGUUCAUUUGGAGCCUGAUGAUGGCAACCCUGGAAAAUGCACUUUGCUUCUUUCUGGCUAUGUACGUGCACACAGCCUCUCUGUGAAUCAGCUGAUUCAUGUUGCAGGUGCAGGGGAUUUUCAGUUAAGAAAGAUAGAUGUCCUUAGAGAUCCAUAUCCUAUUAAUGAACGGAAAGGUUGUAAUUCAAUGCAUUCAGAAGAGACACAUGGUAUCCAGGUACUGCAUAUUGACUUAGUGGUGAAGAAAGUAAAUUCUGCAAGGCUUUGUUGUUAUGGUGCUAGAAUUUCACAAACAUAGAUGUUACUUUGUCUU
Molecule: messenger RNA, 702 nt
Organism: Elaeis guineensis (African oil palm)
Lineage: Eukaryota; Viridiplantae; Streptophyta; Magnoliopsida; Arecales; Arecaceae
Source: RefSeq, a predicted model, not a curated record